Molecule: messenger RNA, 737 nt
Organism: Pistacia vera
Lineage: Eukaryota; Viridiplantae; Streptophyta; Magnoliopsida; Sapindales; Anacardiaceae
Exons: 2
Coding region: 215-574 (119 amino acids)
Source: RefSeq, a predicted model, not a curated record
CCAACUUUUUACUUUUAAUUUAAUUUAAUUUUCUAUAUAUUUAGAUAUCAAAUCAAAUCAAAGAAACCAAAAACGAAAGUCCAAAACCCUCUUCACGAAAAAGGUCUCAACAGCAAACCCAAAACCCAAACCCAUUUCCCACCUUUUCAUUGUCUUCACCAAAAUUCCCACUUGUUUUAGCUCAAACGCACUAAAACCCACUUCCCAAAGCAUCAUGUCUCCUUGUAGAAUGCCUUUCUCUUUCUUGUUUCUCCUCAUUUUGGCUAAUGUGAUCACUUCUAUUGAAGCAACUUCACCGACCCCAGAAAAUGGGCCUUCCUUGGAGGAGAAGAGGAGCCAAGAGAGCUUGAUGGUGCCUUUAAUGGAGGAUAAAUUUGUGAUGAUGGUGAAUGAAACAAGAAGAAAGCUCAAUAGUUUUCGGAUAUGUGCUCUUUGUACUUGCUGUGGAGGAGCAAAAGGGAUGUGUUUGCCAUCUCCUUGUUGCUAUGCAAUUAAUUGCAACAUUCCAAAUAGGCCUUUUGGAUUCUGUUCUUUCACUCCCAAGACCUGUAAUUGCUUUGGCUGUCAUCUCUGAGUAAAAUCUCUUUUCAUAAAAAAUUUAGUUUUAGUCUUUGUUUGGGAGUGUGAAAUGGGGAAGAAAGAAAGAAUAUCUGUUCUUGAUUUGUUUGUUUGUUUAUAAUUUUUGUCAUAAUUUAUUGUUGUAAGUGUUAGCAAGUAGUAUUAUUAUUUGGGGAUUU